Messenger RNA from Erinaceus europaeus (western European hedgehog), 2972 nucleotides. RefSeq names its product ST3 beta-galactoside alpha-2,3-sialyltransferase 1 (gene ST3GAL1). Lineage: Eukaryota; Metazoa; Chordata; Mammalia; Eulipotyphla; Erinaceidae. Bases 1186 to 2220 code for a protein of 344 amino acids. The transcript has 10 exons. Gene Ontology annotation, molecular function: beta-galactoside (CMP) alpha-2,3-sialyltransferase activity. The record is from RefSeq and is a predicted model, not a curated record.
CACCCCGCCUCCCCGGUUCCCCGGCUCGGCUGGAGUCUCCGCCGGGGGAGCUCCACUAUGCCAGACAGUUUCGACACUUUGCAAAGACAAAGACCAGAGGCAGGAGGAAGAGGAGGUCGGAGAGGAAGAGGAGGAGGAGGAGGAGGAGAGAGGUGGGGAGGAAGGCGAUGUGAGCUGAGGAGCGGGACACCGGUGCUCGGGACGCUUGUCCUUCCUUCUCCCCAGAACCCCUCCACCCCCCCCCCCCGAGCCUCUCCAGCCCGAAAACUCCAGCGAGUCUCCAGCCGCGGAUCGGACGCAGACCUUGGAGGUGGCCAGCGGCCCCCCAUCGCACCCCACCACCCCACGGGACACGGCCGAGCGAGUCGCUCCGGGGGUGCUUGUGCCACUCUCAGACUCAACCUUUCCAAACUAGAAAUGUCAGUGGAAGGAAUUAGCAUCUCCAGGGACCGUGGGGAACAGGCACUUUGAGAUCUGGCAGCUCAGAAACAAGCUUGUUCUCAUCCCACUAAGAUAAAGGAACUGAGGCUCAGAGAGGUUAAGGAACUCCUUUGAGGUCACAGAGCUGAUGACAGACUACCCUCACUGCCUUCAUCAAGCCAACGGCUUAACCAUCACAUCUCCGUCAGCUGCCGGGAGACACCAAGCUCUAAUUAAGAAUCAUCACACACCCUCCUUUCCAGAGGACACUGACAAAGGCGCAUCCCUUUAUCCUGCACCAAGACCCAUGCUUCGAGGACUGUGCUCACCCUGAGUGAUCCUGGGCUGUCACGAAGAUUAAUCAUCCCUCAGCCCUGUUCGACAGGAAAGGAAGUCAUCAUUAGUAAGUCUGUGUAAGGCUUCACUCGGAGAGACUGUUAGCUGUCUGAGGGUUGUUGAUGAAGCAACCUACUUUAUUUCCUAGGAAGUCAAAUCACAUGAGAAAAAAAGAACCAGCCCAGCACUUCCAGAGAUCUUAUUAGCCUUUGACUCUCUCCUGAGGAUGCCUCACAGGCCAGGGUAGACGACAGGGGUCCCGGGAGAGGUAAGCUUGGCAGAGCAGACCUCAAGACCCAUCAAGAAGUUCUGCCCAGGUUUGUGGUUCAGGCUGUGUCUCAGGAGGAACUGCAUUUCUGAAUUCCAUCUCAGGCCUGCGUGAUUUUUCUGGGGCGAGUCCAGAGGCAUCUCUCCAUCAGGAACCCCACCAUGGCGACCAUAAGGAAGAGGGUCCUCAAGCUACUCACCCUCCUUGUCCUCUUGAUUUUCCUCACCUCCUUCUUCCUGAACUUCUCCCACACUGUGGUCACCUCGUCCUGGUUCCCCAAGCAGUUUGUCCUGGGCUUCUCUGAGAACCUGAAGAGAUUCAUGAAGUACUCACACAGGCCGUGUACCUGCAGCCGCGUCUGCGUUGAACAGCGGAGGGUCUCCAGGUGGUUUGACAGGAGGUUCAACCAGUCUGUGCAGCCGUUGCUUACAGAGCGGAACUCCUUGUUGGGGGAAGACAUCUACAGGUGGUGGCUGAAACUGCAGGGAGAGAAGCAGCCCACUGACCUGAACGACACCAUCAAGGAGCUGUUCCAGGUGGUGCCUGGGAACGUGGACCCGUUCCUGGAGAAGAAGGCCAUGGGCUGCCGGCGCUGUGCCGUGGUGGGCAACUCGGGCAACCUGCGGAACUCCUGGUAUGGGAGUCAGAUAGACAAACACGACUUUGUGCUGAGGAUGAACAAGGCCCCUACAAUAGGCUUUGAGGCUGACGUCGGGAGCAAGACCACCCACCACCUUGUGUACCCCGAGAGCUUCCGGGAACUCAGGGAGAACGUCAGCAUGAUCCUGGUUCCCUUCAAGACCCUGGAUCUGGAGUGGGUGGUCAGUGCAACCACCGGCACGGGUACCAUCUCCCACACCUAUAUUCCUGUCCCUGCAAAGAUCAAAGUGAAACCAAAUAAGAUCCUCAUAUACCACCCGGCCUUCAUCAAGUACGUCUUCGACAGCUGGCUGGAGGGCCACGGACGGUACCCAUCCACGGGCAUCCUCUCUGUCAUCCUCUCGCUGCACAUCUGUGAUGAGGUGGACUUGUACGGCUUCGGAGCAGAUGGCAAAGGGAACUGGCACCACUACUGGGAGAACAACCCCUCGGCGGGGGCCUUCAGAAAGACAGGAGUACACGACGGAGACUUUGAGUCCAACGUGACCUCCAUCCUGGCAUCCAUCGACAAAAUCCGCAUAUUCAAGGGGAGAUGACGCUGCCAAGGCCUCAGACCUGUGGCCCCAGAAUACCCCUCUCCACGCCAGGCCCCCACCUCUCCUGGGAGGCCUUCACACUCAGAGUUCUAAGGGGAGCCCUGGGCAUCUGCCCGCAUGCCCUUUGCAGCCCCUCUUCCUAGCCUUGGGCUGCCUUGACUCAGCAAGAUCUCCAAGCCCUUUCGGGUUGCAGACUGAGUCUCAGCGCUGGCCUUGGGUGGAGAGAAUCGCUCACCACUGUUCUGGGGCCUGAGGAAGGUGGGGAGAUGCAGGGAGAGGUCCAGUCUCCACACUCAGGGGUUAUUUGGCUUCCAGGUGCUGGAGGGAGAGGGGGGAGGGCAGGAAGCUGAAACUUUCCCCAGGAAAGGCUAGUUGCCUGGGUAAGAGGAACAGAAGUUUUUUUUCUGCUGAGAGGCCCAGACCUUAGCCAAACUCUGACUCUCCUUGGGGUGUUUCUGAGUGAAUGUGACCUCCAGGACAGUCAUAAGUUCCCCGGUUACAAGGGCACUGGAGGGUAAGAUAGUGCCUCUCUUUGCAUGACAACGCCAGAGGUCUCUCUCAGUGUGCUGACCACCUCUCCCUGUCUCUCCCCAAAGCUCAUUGGAGUGGCCAGGAGCAGCUCCCCACCUGAAGGUUAUCACAGACAGUGGGCAAGGUGGCUCUGACUCCAGCCGCUGUCUUCUCCCCCAGCUGGUGUUCCCCAGAGCGAGCGGUCCUGGUUUGGAGUGAUUACCAUCUUGGCUGACAGCAGA